CCGGGCCGUGCGGUGCCGAGCCGUGCCGAGCCGAGCCGAUCGCAGCGGCCAUGGGCGUGCGGGGCUGCCUGCGGGCGGUGAGCAGCUACUCCAGCCCGCAGGUGGUGGUGGUGCGGAACGGGCACCUUGGCACCGCGUACCGGGCGCUGCAGCUCCUGGUCCUGCUCUACUUCACUGGGUAUGUGUUCAUCAUUCAGAAGGGCUACCAGGAGAGGGAAAUGGGCCCAGAGAGCUCCGUCAUCACCAAGGUCAAGGGUGUGACACAGUCACCAAGCAAGGUCUGGGAUGUUGGGGAGUAUGUGGCCCCCCCUGAGGGCGGGAGCACCUUCAGCAUCCUCACGCGGGUGGACGUCAGCCCUGCCCAGGCCAUGGAGACCUGUCCCGAGGGGCGAGCGGUUGCCAAUGCCACGUGCAGCUCUGACCAGGACUGCGUCCCCAGGGACACACACACGUCUGGCCACGGGGAGAGGACGGGGCGCUGCGUGCCCCAGGCCGGUGGCACCGGGAAGAGCUGUGAGGUCCUGGCUUGGUGCCCAGUCGAUGGAGGCAGCAUCAGUGAGUCCCUGGCAGAGAUGGCAUCACAAUUCACCGUCCUCAUCAAGAACAACAUCCACUUCCCCCGCUUUGGCUUCUCCAAGGGCAACAUUCAGGCAUCUGAGAGUGGCUACCUGAAGAGCUGCAUGUUCAACACCACCUCUGCCCUUUACUGCCCCAUCUUCAAGCUGGGCUUCCUUGUGGAGCAGGCGGGCGAGGACUUCGCAGAGCUGGCUGAGAAGGGUGGGGUGAUCGGUGUGAUCAUCAGCUGGAACUGCAACUUGGACCUGCCCGACGCCGAGUGCAACCCCCACUACUCCUUCCGCCGCCUCGACCCCAAAGGGGCUUUGGCUUCCCAAGGCUACAACUACAGGUUUGCCAAGUACUACAACUGGAAUGGGACUCGCUCGCGAGUGUUGAUCAAGGCCUAUGGGAUCCGUGUGGAUGUGAUUGUGCAUGGCCAGGCAGGAAAGUUCAGCCUGAUCCCCACCAUCAUCACCCUAGCCACAGCGCUCACCUCGGUGGGACUGGGCUCCUUCGUCUGUGACUGGAUCCUGCUGUGCUGCAUGGACAAGGAGCAGCGGUACAGCAGCAGGAAAUUUGAGCAGGUCCCACCGCAGGUAGGAUAACUCGUGCUCAGCACAAGACCAUCCAGCCCCCCUCAGCUCUGAGCGACUUGCUUGCCUGUGUGGAGCUGUGCCCAUGGAUGGGUGGGAUGUGCCCUACAGCCACAUGCCACCGCUGCCAGCCCCUGUGAGCCACGAGCCCACCUGCGUGUGACAGUUGUGACCACGAGCAGGACCCAGCAGUGCUGCUGCAGCUUGGAGUCACAGCCGGGCUGCUCACUGCAGGCAAAUCCUGGCAUGGGGGGGGGGGUCCCAGGGCUGGGCACAGCUUAAGCUGGGGCAGCACCAUGGUGCACUGGGGGCUCCAGCUGCUGCCCUUCCCAGCCCCUGCCUGCAGGCACUCUCGGGCCCAUCCUAGCCACCAUCUUCCUCCUGGCAGGGCCUGCUUGUGCUCUGAGCCCCACAAAGCUGCUGCUGCUCCGCCUGCACCACAGAGGGGGUGAGCCUUGCCCUGGGAUAGCAGCCAGUGCCCAAUAAA
Molecule: messenger RNA, 1638 nt
Organism: Cygnus olor (mute swan)
Lineage: Eukaryota; Metazoa; Chordata; Aves; Anseriformes; Anatidae
Gene: P2RX2
Product: purinergic receptor P2X 2
Exons: 12
Coding region: 51-1163 (370 amino acids)
Biological process (GO): response to ATP; monoatomic cation transmembrane transport
Cellular component (GO): plasma membrane; nuclear inner membrane
Molecular function (GO): extracellularly ATP-gated monoatomic cation channel activity; ATP binding; purinergic nucleotide receptor activity
Source: RefSeq, a predicted model, not a curated record